This is a messenger RNA of Coprinopsis cinerea okayama7#130, 753 nucleotides long. RefSeq lists its product as hypothetical. NCBI's taxonomy places the organism in Eukaryota, Fungi, Basidiomycota, Agaricomycetes, Agaricales, Psathyrellaceae. The transcript is spliced from 5 exons. Bases 1 to 753 code for a protein of 250 amino acids. The record is from RefSeq and is a predicted model, not a curated record.
AUGUCGCAGAAACCAAUUGAUGGCGUGUCGGAAAAUUCCAGUACCUCAUACCCAGCGGCAGAUAGACAGACAAGCACCACUGGGAUUGAGAAGUCAUCAGCAGCGAAGGGGGCUUUUUACGAAGCGUACUACGAUUGCCUUGAGCGCUCCAGCCCUCCCAAUUGCAAGGCCACGAAGCCCACACCUCAACCCCCUGCUGAUAAUCAAGAUGCUGGAGCCUUUCCCCAGUACAUACACGCAUUCAAUGGUUCCAUAUCAGCAACGCCAAUGCCGAAUGAUAGCGAUACAACAGGAUACGAGACUAGUCAAGACCGAAAUGCACCGCGACCAUAUGUUUCGUCCUACCCGGCGAGAGGAGGAAGGCUUGUGUCUCGGAUGCACAAAGAUCAUAUCAUUGAGCGACAAGACUUUUUCAAUUCGUCUGAUGGUGGUCACGAUGAUAGCCUGGAGGAGCACAAAUCAGAUGGCCUAGAAACCACGCGUAGAAAAAAGUCAACAGGGCUGGCUCAGCAAGCGUCGGGUACACAAGCGCAUUCCCUCUUUCAGUGGCCCAUCGAUUCAAGAGACGGAGGCGCGGCAAAAUUUACAUUGCAGUCUCGGAAGAACCCAGAGGCAGUUGGCGACGCUAGUGCCUUAGCAAGCGAACGACGUCGUGCCGAACCCCGCGAGCGCUUCGGACAUCUGGGCCAUGAUGAUGAUGACCCAGGGGGUCACGAACAAAGAUUUCCAGGGGUUGGUUACCAAGUCAAGUAG